CUUCCGCCCCCACCCCACCGCCUCCAGGAUGAAGUUCCACACCAAGGAGGUGCUCAAUGACACGUGGACGCAGUUCCUGGCGCUGUGUCUGCUGCUCAUGCUGGCCGUCGACUCGCUCAACCCCAUCAAGGCCGUGAGCAAGUUCCUGGGCGUGCCGUCGUACUACUGGGGCCUGCUGGCCGUGGGCAUGAUGCUCGUGGUGCUGUUCCACAACCUGGCCGACGUCAUCUACCGCUCCACGCGCGUCUUCCUCAACAGCAUCCUCAGCAUCUCGUUCAAGAGCGUGGACCUCAUCGGCCUGGACAACGUCCCGACCGAGGGCCCCGUCAUCUUCACGGGCAACCACGCCAACCAGUUCGUGGACGGCCUCGUCGUCAUGAUGACGAGUCCGCGCAAGGUGGGCUUCAUGAUCGCCGAGAAGUCGUGGCACCUGCCGGUCGUGGGCCACCUGGCCCGCAUCAUGGGCUGCAUCCCCGUCGUGCGGCCGCAGGACUCGGUGGCCUCGGGCGUGGGCCACGUCAAGCUGGCCAGCGAGGAUGCCGUCACGCCCGCCAGCUCGGCCAGCGGCGGGGCCAGCAGCGGCAAGCCCCAGUGGCUCGUCAAGGGCGAGGGCACGAGCUUCACCAAGCAGCUGACACCGGGCGACCAGAUCCGCUACCAGGGCAAGAGCGUGCAGGACUCAGGAUCGCCCGUCAAGGUCGUGCAGGUGCUGGACGAAGCGCAGCUGCUGCUGAGUGAGCCGCUGAAGGACGGAGCGGGGAAGCUCGUGCUGGAGAACGCCCCAUUCGGCAUCUUGAAGCGUGUGGACCAAUCCGUGACGUUUGCCAAGGUGUACACGCACUUGAAGCGCGGCAACUGCAUCGGUAUCUUCCCCGAGGGAGGAUCGCACGACCGCACGGACCUGCUGCCGCUCAAGGCCGGUGUUGCCAUCAUGGCGCUCGGUGUCAAGGACAAGUACAACAUCAACGUGCCGGUGGUGCCCGUGGGGCUCAACUACUUCCGUGGCCACCGCUUCCGUGGACGCGUGACGGUGGAGUUCGGCACGCCGAUUACCGUGGACCAGGCGCUAAUGGAGAAGUACGAGGAGGACAAGCGCGUCGCUUGCAACACCUUCUUGCACCGCGUGGAGGAGAGCAUGCGCUCGGUGAUUGUGACUACACCAAGCUACGGCGUCAUGCAGGAGGUGCUCACUGCGCGUCGUCUGUUCCAGCGCUCGGGUGUGCGUCUGUCGGCGAAGGAAACGCAGGACCUCAACCGCCGCUUCGCCGAGGGCUACAAGGUGUUGCAGGAUGUCCCCCAGGCGCACGAAGACCUCGCUGCUCUGCAGCACAAGCUGGAUACGUACUACAAGACGCUGCAGAAGAUGGGUCUCAAGGACCACCAGGUUCCUUACAUCCCUUGGUGGACUAUUCACGACGUGCUCGGCUCGGCGCUUUACGGCACGCUGAUUCUGCUUCUGGCGUCGAUCCCGUCCUUCAUUCUGAACGCGCCCGUGGGCAUUUUGGCUCGCUACGUGGCCAACACGGCGCAGAAGAAGGCGCUCGAGGGCUCCAAGGUCAAGGUGAUGGCGCGCGACGUCGUUCUGAGCAAGAAGAUUCAGUUUUCGAUCGUGGCUGUGCCGCUGCUGUGGUUCAUGUACCUCGCUGCUGCUGUGGCCUUCACGGACUGGUACUGGUCGUCGAUUGCGCUGCUCAUGGUCUCGUUCCCGCUGUUCUCCUUCUUCGGCGUGCGCUCUGUUGAGGCUGGAAUGAUCGAGUUGAAGACCGUGCGCCCGCUGUUCUACCGUCUCCUGCCCACGUACAAGGCGACGCAGGAUGAGCUCCCGCGUCAGCGUGCUGAGCUGCAGAAGGAGGUUCGCGAGUUCGUCAGGAAGUACGCGCCGUUCCUGGGCAAGCUGGCCGAGCCGAAGAAGCUGGACUGGAGCGAGUACAUGCACGAGCGCUCGUUGGUGGCUGCUGAAAAGGCCGAGCUGCAGGCCGAGUCGGCCCCGCCGCCGCCUCCGGCGCACGAAGAGGAAAACGACGAAGAGCCCCGCGAGGGUGAGGCCGAGGAUCAGAUGGGCUCCCCCGUGCCCACGAUCACAAAGUUCCACGACAUCAGCAUCCUCGGCAAGUCCGAGAAGUCGGUAGCAGACUUGGCGGGCCUUGAACGCUCCAUGUCGUGCCCGCCCGGAUACCAGGAGCUGGCUGAGGAGGUGGCCAGGCAACGUCAGGGAUCCGCCUUCAGCUAG
Molecule: messenger RNA, 2230 nt
Organism: Phytophthora sojae
Lineage: Eukaryota; Oomycota; Peronosporomycetes; Peronosporales; Peronosporaceae
Exons: 2
Coding region: 29-2230 (733 amino acids)
Biological process (GO): phospholipid biosynthetic process
Cellular component (GO): endoplasmic reticulum membrane
Molecular function (GO): glycerone-phosphate O-acyltransferase activity; glycerol-3-phosphate O-acyltransferase activity
Source: RefSeq, a predicted model, not a curated record